AUGGACACGAUCCGAUGCAUGCUUGUAGUGGCGGCGCGGCUAGAUUACGAAAUACAGCACUUUGAUGUGGACACCGCGUUCCAUUACGGCCGCAUGGAUGAAGAAGUUUACAUGCGUCAGCCAGAUGGUUAUGAAGACGUAUCUGAACCAGGUUUGGUAUGUUUGCUGCAACGCGCUAUAUAUGGAGUUAAUCGCUCAUGUGCGGGGUAA
This is a messenger RNA of Plasmopara halstedii, 210 nucleotides long. RefSeq names its product retrotransposon ty1-copia subclass. The record is from RefSeq and is a predicted model, not a curated record. The transcript is spliced from 2 exons. The coding region runs from base 1 to 210 and encodes 69 amino acids. NCBI's taxonomy places the organism in Eukaryota, Oomycota, Peronosporomycetes, Peronosporales, Peronosporaceae.